This is a messenger RNA of Sinocyclocheilus grahami, 2031 nucleotides long. Its product is annotated as sodium/potassium-transporting ATPase subunit alpha-1-like. The record is from RefSeq and is a predicted model, not a curated record. The coding region runs from base 73 to 1947 and encodes 624 amino acids. Gene Ontology annotation, biological process: intracellular sodium ion homeostasis; proton transmembrane transport; intracellular potassium ion homeostasis. Lineage: Eukaryota; Metazoa; Chordata; Actinopteri; Cypriniformes; Cyprinidae. The transcript has 12 exons. Gene Ontology annotation, molecular function: ATP binding; ATP hydrolysis activity; P-type sodium:potassium-exchanging transporter activity. Gene Ontology annotation, cellular component: plasma membrane.
AGAGGCUUUCAGGAGGACUACGACAUCUAAAAUCCAAAAGCUCCAGAGUUUAAAUUGAAAUAAACAAGGAAAAUGGGGCUUGGAACAGGGAAUGAUAAGUACAAAUUGGCGGCAACUUCAGAGGAUGGAGCAAAAAUGCCAAAAAAAGGGAAAAAAAAGCAGAAGGACAUGGACGAUCUUAAAAAAGAAGUGGAUCUGGAUGACCAUAAGUUGACAAUGGAUGAGCUUCACCGCAAAUACGGCACUGACCUGACCAGGGGCUUGUCCUCUUCUCGUGCAAAGGAGAUCUUAGCUCGUGAUGGGCCCAAUGCCCUGACCCCACCUCCUACAACUCCAGAAUGGGUCAAGUUCUGUAAACAGCUCUUUGGUGGGUUCUCAACGCUGCUGUGGAUUGGUGCAAUCCUUUGUUUUCUGGCAUACGGUAUCCAGGCUGCCUCCGAAGAUGAACCUGCUAAUGACAAUCUUUACCUGGGAAUUGUGCUUGCUGCUGUUGUCAUAAUAACAGGAUGCUUCUCAUACUACCAAGAAGCCAAGAGCUCUAAAAUCAUGGAGUCUUUUAAGAACCUUGUUCCUCAGCAAGCCCUGGUUGUGCGUGAUGGAGAGAAAAAUAGUAUCAAUGCUGAGGAGGUAGUAGCUGGUGAUCUUGUGGAGGUCAAAGGUGGAGACAGAAUCCCAGCUGAUCUUCGUAUCAUCACUGCACAUGGAUGCAAGGUUGACAACUCUUCACUCACUGGUGAAUCUGAGCCCCAGACUCGUACUCCUGACUUCUCCAAUGAAAAUCCCCUGGAAACUAGAAACAUUGCAUUCUUUUCUACCAACUGUGUUGAAGGUACUGCCAGAGGGAUUGUCAUCAACACCGGUGACCGUACUGUCAUGGGUCGUAUCGCCACUCUUGCCUCUAGUCUGGAAGGUGGACAGACACCAAUUGCUAAAGAGAUUGAGCAUUUCAUCCACAUCAUCACUGGUGUGGCCGUCUUCCUGGGUGUCAGCUUCUUCAUUCUUUCCCUGAUUCUUGGAUAUGGGUGGUUGGAAGCUGUCAUCUUCCUGAUUGGAAUCAUUGUCGCUAAUGUACCUGAAGGACUCCUUGCCACUGUUACUGUGUGUCUAACUCUGACUGCCAAACGUAUGGCGAAGAAAAACUGCCUGGUGAAGAAUCUCGAAGCUGUGGAGACUCUUGGCUCAACCUCCACCAUUUGCUCUGACAAGACUGGAACUUUGACCCAGAACAGAAUGACCGUCGCUCACAUGUGGUUUGACAACCAGAUUCAUGAAGCAGACACCACAGAGAACCAGAGUGGAACCUCAUUUGACAGGAGCUCUCCAACUUGGUCUGCUCUUGCACGUGUUGCUGGCUUGUGCAACCGUGCAGUCUUCCUUGCUGAUCAAAACCAUGUGCCAAUCCUUAAGCGAGACACAGCUGGUGAUGCCUCAGAGUCUGCCCUGUUGAAGUGUAUUGAGCUGUGCUGUGGUUCAGUCACUGAAAUGAGAGAGAAGUACCCAAAGAUUGCUGAGAUCCCUUUCAACUCCACCAACAAGUAUCAGCUCUCAAUCCACAAGAAUCCCAAUUCCACAGAGUCUAAGCAUCUGCUGGUGAUGAAGGGAGCCCCUGAGAGAAUCUUGGAUCGAUGCUCCUCCAUUUUGAUUCAAGGAAAAGAACAGCUUUUGGACGAUGAAAUGAAAGAUUCAUUCCAAAAUGCUUAUGUAGAACUCGGAGGUCUUGGAGAAAGAGUGCUGGGUUUCUGCCACUUUAGCCUCCCUGAUGACCAAUUUCCUGAGGGUUUUGCAUUUGAUUCUGAAGAAGUGAACUUCCCAACUGAGAACCUGUGUUUUGUUGGCCUCAUAUCCAUGAUCGAUCCUCCUCGUGCAGCUGUACCAGAUGCUGUGGGCAAGUGCAGGAGUGCAGGAAUCAAGGUGUUGUUUCACCUUGAUUCAAGACUGAUGGCUUGAUUAUAUUUACUUAUUAUAUUAUACCAUGAAUCAGAUGAUCAAGCAUCUAUGUCUUCUAUCACAGGUUACUAGUGACCAUCCAAA